AUGGCUGUUUUAAAUAAUAAUGAAACACAACAAAUUUUUAAUGCUAAUAAUAAUGUUGAAAAAUCACCUCGUAUGCUUAUUACAAAUAGUAGCCGAGAAAAUACUGAUAAAGAUUCAAAAGGAAAUGAUGUUCUAUUAUUUCCUGAUAAUAUUUUAAUUCGUAAUGUAGACCCAAUGAAUGCACUGGAAUUUUCUAAAAGGUUUUUGUUACCAUCAUUAUCAUCGAAUCAAGAUCAAAAUACCUCUUCAAUCACUUUUCAAGUAGAUCCAAACCCAUACAAAGCUGUAAUAGUAAUAUGUUCACAUAGACGUCGUGAUAAAAGGUGUGGCGUAGUUGCUCCAAUAUUAAAAGAUGAAUUUGAUAAAAUAUUAAAAGAUAAAAAGUUGGAUGUAGAAAACAAGAAAGCCGAAGGCGUGGCUGUGUUUUUAAGUAGUCAUAUAGGAGGACACAAAUUUGCUGGCAAUGUUAUAGUUUUUCGAGAUGGUCAAGGUAUAUGGUACGGACGUGUGAUUCCAUGCCAUGCCAAAAGUAUUAUAGAAUAUACUGUUAUUGAAGGAAAAGUGAUAAAAGAUUUGUACCGUGGAUCAAUAAAUGGAAGUUUUGCGCCAGGAAAAGGUGGAAGAUUGGAUUGGUAA
This is a messenger RNA of Entrophospora sp. SA101, 636 nucleotides long. The record is from the annotation of a GenBank genome assembly. NCBI's taxonomy places the organism in Eukaryota, Fungi, Glomeromycota, Glomeromycetes, Entrophosporales, Entrophosporaceae.